AUGUCUUCUUCAAAGAUGAUUGUUUUGAAGAGCUCCGAUGGAGAGACUUUCGAGGUGGAAGAGUCUGUGGCUUUGGAAUCUCAGGCCAUCAAGCACCUGAUCGAGGGCGAUUGCGCCAACACUAUCAUCCCUCUUCCUAAUGUGACCGGCAGGAUCUCAGCUAAGGUGAUUGAGAACUGUAAGCGCCAUGUUGAUGUAGCUUCUUCUAAGACAGACGACAAAGCCUGUGAGGAUGAUCUUAAGAACUUUGAUGCUGAAUUUGUCAAAGUUGACGAAGACACUCUCUUUGAUCUUAUUCUAGCUGCUAACUAUUUGAACAUAAAAAGCUUGCUUGAUCUCACUUGUCAAACUGUGGCAGACAUGAUAAAAGGGAAGACUCCAGAGGAGAUCUGCAAGACCUUCAACAUCAGGAAUGACUACACACCGGAGGAGGUUAGGAGGGAGAAUGCUUGGGCAUUUGAGUGAAGUUAACAUUUUUUAAGUCCAUAUUUUUGUGAUAGAGUAGAUUUGCAAGAUACAUUAGUAGAUGCUAUAUGAACAUUCUUUAUAUUAGUAGUAAAUAUGUUCCUAUCAUUUGCUUUGGAACCUUUAUACUAUGCUGUUCUUCUUAAUUUUUGCUUUGGAAUCUUUGACUUCAUUGUUCAAUGAAGACAUUAAUCCUUAAAGCAAAAAACUAAUCUAAAAGUUGGAAACAAGUGGACCAAAAAAAUCGCAAGUGUAUAGGUGCAAACACAUAUAAUACAAGAGGAAGAAACUUUUCUCUAAAAGAUUGAGAAAAGUGAAAAAAAAAAAUGGUGAGAAAUGCGUCAAUAAUUGAUGAUUGACGAAAAGUGUUUCAACAAUUGAAAAUUAAUAUUGAUGAGAAGUGGAUCAACCUUUAACUAUAAUC
Molecule: messenger RNA, 889 nt
Organism: Lycium barbarum (goji berry)
Lineage: Eukaryota; Viridiplantae; Streptophyta; Magnoliopsida; Solanales; Solanaceae
Product: SKP1-like protein 1A
Exons: 2
Coding region: 1-465 (154 amino acids)
Biological process (GO): SCF-dependent proteasomal ubiquitin-dependent protein catabolic process
Cellular component (GO): nucleus; cytoplasm
Molecular function (GO): cullin family protein binding
Source: RefSeq, a predicted model, not a curated record